UUUGUAAAUGUUCGCUUACGCUUCUUAGUCGAGCACUAGGUGUGGACUUCGCUUUUGGUGGUGGGUCCUGAGUCACCAAUCAUCAAUGUCGAGACGAAGGUUUUAUAAUUUUAUAAAUACAACAUAUAAUAGUCAAUUAUAUUCCUAUAAAACAAUUCGUUUUAAAAUUAAUAAAACGAACUAAGCACUGCAACGAAAAGUCGAGGGGAUCAUUUCGUACUUACUGGAAUUCAGCCGACGGGCACUUCAGUCAUAGAGGAACAUGCCUGCAUGAUUCAGCACCCAUACCUACCACUGGCUACUCCAACUGCUCACGAGAUUAAAUCUACAAGAGGCAAUGGCACGAAGCGCACAGCGAUACCAUUCACGAUACACAAUAGAGCGGGUCUUGUCUAGAUAAUGCAUGUUUUAGUUUAUUUUGUGGAGUCUAAUCACAAAAGCUGUGAGUUUCGUUCGCUUCGUCAAUAUUUAGGUCGCGGUAUUUUGAGUCUGGAAUCAAUGAGGCUUUUUCAAAAUUGAGGAACCUACCCGUCGAUACCUUUCAUCACUUUUCUAACCUUAUCUCCGUGGCCUCCCCUUUUCCACUUUACAGCAAAGAUAGUUGUUCCGCGACUCUUGUAAUAACCACACCAUCACGUAACACUAGCAUCCAUUUGUAGGCGACCGAUCAUUGCAUCGAGCUCGUCCGCUCGGAGGUCCGAAGGGGACUCCGAGAGGGCCAGGUCUGACUCAGACUCACGCGGCCAUAAAUGGAGACACGUGCAAGCUGUCAUGGCAUACUACCAGGCACUCAGGAAAAUAAAGAGAACGAAGUCCAAUCAAAGAUGGAUGAAAUUAAGAACUACGGUUCAACUCAGCUCAGCGAUCCAAAAGAAACCGACCCUGAAGAGAGAGGAUUCAUUCUUGAAGCGGUUUUCAACGCGCCAGAUACCGGAAACACAAGAAACAGUGGAAGACACUGGGUCAGAAGGGGCAACCGGAGAGCACAGAUCUACCACUCGACAGAGGCGGAGGAAAGUGCGUGCGCCUAGAACUGUUGUUAACCCAGAUGAGAAUUUUUACUUCUACUGGCUCUGGCUCAUUACACUCUGUGUGCUCUAUAAUUUGUGGACUCUUAUCGUGCGCCAGAGUUUUCCUGAGCUUCAGAUGAUGUGCCAUUACUUUUGGUUAACCUGUGACGGUAUCGGCGACCUGGUAUUCGCGUUGGACCUAGUGGUGCAGCUUCGCACUGGGUAUUUGGAGCAAGGGCUUAUGGUGUACGACUCAAAGAAGCUAGCAAAGCACUACCUGUCAUCCCGACCGUUCCUUCUGGAUCUGGCGGCGCUGACGCCCUUGGAUCUGCUGCAACUUCGCAUCGGCAUUAAUCCUAUCAUACGAUUUCCCAGGUUUCUCAAGGUGUACCGAGCUGUAAGCUGCUACUACAUAGUUGAGUCUCGAACGGUGUACCCCAACUUCUGGCGCGUCAUUAACCUCAUCCACAUCCUGCUCAUCCUGGCACACUGGUUUGGUUGCUUCUACUUCCUGCUCUCCGAGGCUGAAGGCUUUCAGGGUGACUGGGCGUACCCGCACCGACCCGGUGACUAUGCGACUCUUACCCGGAAGUACCUGGGCUCUCUCUACUGGUCCACACUCACCCUUACAACUAUCGGAGACUUGCCCACACCCGAAACUAAUGCUGACGCGCUCGGACGCCCCAAAUUUCUGCCACGCAGGGGACUCAAGUCCCGACUUCUGCAGUUCAGGUCUAACCGAGGAUAUGUGUUCACAAUAGUGAGCUACUUGAUUGGUGUAUUUAUAUUCGCAACCAUAGUGGGCCAAGUUGGCAAUGUCAUUACAAACAGAAAUGCGAACAGGCUCGAGUUUGAGAGGCUUCUCGAUGGAGCCAAGACAUACAUGAGACAUCAUAAGGUUCCGGGUGGCAUGAAGCGUCGUGUGCUCCGUUGGUAUGACUACUCGUGGUCCAGGGGUCGCAUCCAGGGUGGAGGUGACAUCAACACAGCUUUAGGUCUGCUUCCCGAUAAGCUAAAGACUGAGCUCGCACUUCACGUCAAUCUUAGCGUGCUGAAAAAGGUAACAAUAUUUCAAGAGUGUCAGCCGGAGUUUCUUCAUGAUUUGGUUUUAAAAAUGAAAGCUUAUAUUUUCACACCCGGAGACUCUAUUUGUAGAAAAGGUGAAGUAGCACGGGAGAUGUUUAUCAUAGCUGAUGGGAUCCUGGAAGUGAUUUCGGAAACAGGCCGCGUUCUUACCACCAUGAAAGCCGGAGAUUUCUUUGGGGAAAUCGGUAUUCUAAAUCUCGACGGUUUAAAUAAGCGUACCGCAGACGUACGGUCUGUGGGUUACUCUGAGUUGUUUUCCUUGUCUCGCGAAGACGUCCUUGCAGCCAUGAAGGACUACCCAGAGGCGCAGGAUAUCUUGCAGACACUCGGCAGGAAGAGACUUCAAGAGGCCAAGAGCAUGGCGCGGCAGAAGCCCAAGAACGAAGUUAGUCCCGACAAGACGGGAGGCGACGAUAGCACUUCAAAGCGAAUCGUCCAUAAGCUGCGUACCGAUGUCAAAGGUAUCCGCAACGCAAUCCGCCGAUCGCGCGGUGGAAGGCGAUCGGGCGAAACCUUAGAGAUGCGAGCCAUGUCCGACCCCAAAGUACUCCGCCGCAUGCCUCGCGUGCACAGCGACGACUCACAGCACCAAGAGGAACAGGCUGGUGAUUCUGCGCAUAAAGAGACUGAAAAAACAGUAUCUCCUCUCGGAGCGGGUUUACCUCUGCUUUCACGAUUAAAACUCCUUAAGGAAAAACAGGAUCGAGAGGAGAAAGUGGCAAAGCAGUGGCAUCUAACAGCAUCAGUAGUGUCGCCUCCGCCCCCGCAACCGACUCCAUCCACUAGUUCCGCUCUCGACGCGGAACCGGAAGUCAUCGGUGCUGGCCUUCCUCUUAUACAAAGAUUACUUCUUCUAAAAGCUAAAGAAGAGAGAGAAAAAAAUCAACUUACACCUACGUUGAGUAACCAGCCCUCAAGCUCUGACACCAUUAGCCCCAAUUCUCUGAAGAGCCCCUUAAGUCCAACGAUCAAAACCUUAAGCCCGUUUCGAAAAGGCUCAGAAUCAAGCUCACCUGGCAAAUUUUCAAAUUCAAGGAAAAAUUCUUCGGGGUCCAGUGACGGAGCUUCCAAACCAAAAGUCAGUUUUAGGAAUAAAAUACUGCAAGUACAGAGUGACGGCACUGCUGUAUGUCAACCGCUUAGUAAAGAAAUUACCGAAAAACCGGCUGCAGUCGUUGAACCUACCCCUAAAACAGAAAGUAGUUUAAUUUCAAUUCCACAUUCAGUAGUCAGUAAAAUAAAAUCACCAGCUAAAGUGGUAGGUUCGACAUUCCGAGAUAAGUUAAGAUUAUUGCAAAAUGGAUCAAAUAAAGACAUCGAUAGAAAUAAAUUGCCCUUACCUGAUAAAAGUUCAGUUGAUGUUACUCUGGUUCAGAAAAAGGAUAGUCAAGAGGAAAGUAAAACUAAGAAACCUUGGAGUAAAUUAAAGAAAGCUGCAAUAUUAGGCGAAUCUAAAAGCUAUAGUAAGAGUAGUUUAGACCAAAUUAAUAGUGACACAUCCAAACAAUGUGCAAAUGAGAGGAAAAUUGAAAGUGGAAAUUUGAGUAGUCAUACGCCUGUAAUUAACACGGCAGAGCUUGUCAAAAUAGAUAAUAAUAACGUAGAGAUUAAUAGAGACUGCAUUAAUAGUAGUAAGCCUAAAUUAUGUGUUACAAGUUCUGAAGCCGAUCAAGAAAAAUCUUUAGAUUUGUUAACUUCUUCCCCGAAGAAGACGGAGAUAAAAGUCCAUGAAGCAAAAAAAGUUAUUACGAUGGGAACAAUUUUGUUGCCUAAGGUAAAAAAAUAUAAAUCAAUAGACGAUCUAUCCCCGGAGUAUGGAGGACUCCCUUUUGUAAAAAAAUUAAAAAUAUUAAACGAAAGGCAAAAAUUAGCUGAAUUAGAAAAAGUAGUUAAAAUAAGAAGUUCUAGUUUAGAUUGUGCAAGUUCUUCGGAAGACUUGCUUUCCGAUACCCUAACUCGUAGUCAUUCAGAAGGAAGCACAAUGGACAAAAGAAAAUACAAAAGAAAAUCUUCUGAUUCUAUAGGCAGCCAUGAGUCUAAUGAGACGUUAGAGAGACGAACGUUAAAGUCUAUCUUGAAAAAGUUGUCAGAAGACGUAACGCCUGCAGAGAGUCCACAAAGAGGCAAAGAAUUACGAAAAUUAAUUCGAGCACCAACGUUGGAAGGUUAUGCUGCAAGACAUUCCAAAUUUGCUAAAAGCGUGACUUUUCAUCGUCAUACGCUGCCUUCUCCACCAGGCAGUGCCUUGUCUGAUAUAGUAGACGAUGUGUUCGAACUGCCAGAACCAAAGAAAGAGCCACCAAUACAGACAGAAUCAUCCACUGAUACUCCAUUUUUGCAAAGUCAAAUCGUAAAAUCAAGUCCGGAUGUAAUUAUACCACGUGAAGAUUACAGCAUAAAUAUUAAAUCUGAGUAUGAAUUACAGCAAAAUUUAGAUUUUCAAUCACUCCGGCCUGAAGAUAUAAAACUGCCUUCUGAAAAACCGAAAAUCACAUUAAUAUCAGCAGUUGCUAAUCAAAGGAAACUUCUACGAGCAUCUUUAGAAGAACAAGAAUACUUUGGAGAAGUAUUGUUGGGCAUCAAACAAGUUAUUGAAGGGCAUUUAUACGAAGUGCAAGGAAAAUUUCAAGAAAGAUUCGCUAGUUUAGAAAGUGAAGUAAGAAAACGAGACGAAAUAAUCUGUCAACUACAGAAUAGAAUUCAAGAAUUAGAGAGACUAGGUUUGUCGGCCCCAUUGUCUAUGAAAACCAGUAUUGAGCCCGGUCUUGAAGAAAAUGGAAACAUACCCAAUCUCAAUAAUGAUAGCUCAGCUAGUGAGGGGUCAGAUGUUAAUGAAGGUUUUAUGAGAGGAGAUUCUCUUGAUACAGUAUUUGCAACAUCUCCGGGUGACGAUGACAAGAACAAACCGCCUCUCAAAUUAGCUCCGUCAUCCAGUAAACACGUAUCAAAUGACGAUUUGACUGAAGAAAAGUUAGCAGAACUAACUGGUGGGAUUGAACUGUCGAAAUUAACAUAUUCAGAAUUACAAAGUUUAGCUGAAUCGAUAUCAAGUAGAACUACUAAAGCUUGUUCCAAGAAAGAGACGUGGAGCGUCAGCAAGUCAAAGAGGCUGGACUUAAACCUAGAUGGGAAAGCCGGGACUUAUUCAAGGAAACGCGCAGCCAAAGUAAAACAAAGAAAAUCGUGGGAUCAAUAUCAGAGCGAUCAGGAAACAGUGGAAAUGCAGAAUUUUACAAGAUCAAUGUCGCCACAAAUAACAUCAGAAAAUCGAUCGUUACUAAGUCCCGAGCAGUCGAGUCUGAGGUCCAGUAGACGAGGAAUGCCAUUCCACUUUUUCGGAUCCCAUCUGGAUAACACCAAAUCUAAAAUCAAGAAAACUCUUUCUGUAGAUACUGGCAUGCAUCAUACUGGAAGGAAAAAAAAACAAAGUCGGGACGAGCGCAAAUUUAGCUUAGGAUCAUUUUUUGGGUCACGUCGGGGGAGCGGGUCACAACAAGAAAAAUCGCACUGCAACGACGUAGUGCUGGAUAUCGGCAGCGAUGCCAGUUGGAGCAACACGACAUCGACAUCGUCCAGCGAUUCAGAGUCCAUUCCUCAUACCCCAGUAUUUGAAGAGUUCGUGGACAGCAAGCGAUUUUGUCAAAGAGCGGGACAUGGAAAUAAUUCUUCUGUUAGAGGUUUCUCUGGAAGUGGAGGAGACUGGGAGUUGAUGAUGCUGGCUGAUGAGUUGGAGAGGCGAGAAAGGCGUGACGACGGUCGAGCUCUACUGCCUCCCUAUCCAUCUGCUCUACGGGACCUUGAGGAGGAGUCUGACAGUCCACAACGCGAGGACAGCGCGGACGACGUGUCCAACCUAGAGGAGUCGUCCUCGAGUACGCAACUACUAUCGCAGUCCCUCAGUGACCACCUCGAAACUUCCUUCACUGAACACAGAAGAAUCCCGCACCGCCUCGGCUCGUUGGGAGACCAGCCGAGGACGGAGGCUUCCCGGAUGAUGGUCCGAGCAUCGAGCCUCGACCCUGCCCCUCGCACCGCACCUCCUCCCCGCCGCGCCACCUCGCUUCGUAGCUGCAGCGACACUCAUCGCAAACGGCUAUGAUCCGCGACCUUACUUUUACCCUUUUCACAUACACUACUUACGUGAUACAUCCACCUCUGACUUUCAAUAAUGAUUAUUUAAACCAAAAAAUAUAUCAUAAGUUCUAGUCUUAUAUAUAAAUGGCCUUUUAAGCAACAACAUAAUAUGUAGUAUAAGUACCUGUGACAGAAUACUGAGAAAUAUUUCAUAUUAUCUAUUGACUAUUAUUUCAAAUAUUAAAUUCAAUUCGCCAAAUUAAAUCGAUAAAAUUAAUUAAGUAUAUGCGUUUAAGGAACAUAGAAACGAACGAGAGAAAGCUAGUUAACCCAACCGUAAUUAUUUUUAUUUAACAAAAUAGUAUAAAUUAAAUCAAGAAAUAAUAAUGAUGACUAAAUGUUUAUUUUUCCGAAUAUGUUGUAUACCCUAAUUAAAAGCUUAUGUUUAGAAGUAGAUCAAGUAAUGCCAUUUUUGAUCAAUACCUGCAUCUCAAAUUGUACAACCGAAAAUAGAAAAAACAACUGUUAUCUGCUUAAUCAUAUACAUAAUCAUAACAAACAACACUUUUAGAAUUGUUAAUAUAAAAGUUAACAAUUUAAUAUAAUUAGUUGAACAACAUUUUAAAACAAGCGUGUUUUUUUAUAAGUGAACAGAAAAAUUUCUGUAGAUAUAAUGCGGUAGACCAUUUUGUCCUUCGUCUGUUAUAUUAUAACGCUAUUACAGAAUAAAGUCCAAAGCAGAACGUCCCAAAUAAUAGCUACCAUUUUUAUAAAUGAAUUUAUACCAUUAAAGUAGUUGUCAACGAUUUUACUUUAAACUUAAUCUUAAUUAUGUUUCACUGGAAUUGCAAAAUAUGUAGCACAAGGGGUAAAUAGCAAAACAUAAACUUUAAAAGAUAUAAAAAAAUAAUAUUAGAAAAAUUGUUAUUGUACAUAAUAAUAUUAUAAUAUUAAUAACUGGAUUUGUAUUAAACGAAUUUUCCAAGUUCAAGCACAAGUGUUACUAUUAUAUAAUAAACAUUCAAAAAUAGGUAGCUAAGUGUCAACUGUUUGAUAUUGAUGUGAAUUACUCGUAGACCGUAGUAUGUUUUAGUUGGAUUUAAACACCAUUAAAUGCUGUUUAGUAUCUUAAAAUAAAAUGAGUGAAAAUUUGAAUCGAUAUUUCCCUAAAAUCGAACAUAUAAUAUAUGUAUAUUGUAUAUACCUACGCAUUUGUUAUAUUGUCAUCUAUCAAAGGUUUAAAAGAUUUUUAAUUUAUUAUCAAGAUAAUUCGUUUUAGAUAUAGAACUCUAUAAUAUAACAUUAUGUGCCAAUAAUGCAAUGUGUAGAUUGGUAAAAUAAUUUAAUUAAGGAUGUAAAUUGUGAAUAAUUAUUAAAUAUGUACCCUACAUAACCCAUUUUGUAAGACCGAUUAGUACCGUAAUGUAGGUAUUCCUAUUUGUGUACACCACACGAGACAUUGAUAUUAUGUAUAAUUCUAAAAAAUUAAAACAAAUAAUUUAAUAAAUAAUAGGUAUGAAUUUUUUUUUUAAACAAUAGGUACUCAUAUCGUAUCACAAAUUACAUUACUAAUUGAAUACUUUUUUGAUCGCCGUUUCGUUAUUAUAUUUAUAUUAUAUGUAUUUCCAAACUGUAAUAUUUUUUAUCCAUCAAAAGUAAUAUGACUAAUUAUAGCAAUAAACUGAAAUAUUUCUUGUGCAGUAACCAACUUUUCCUUUAGUUAUUUGUUACGUUCAUAAUAAUAAUUAGUAAUAAUAAUUUCUGUUAAUUUUAGAAAGAAAUCGGAUGUAAGGAAAUUUAAUUUAAUAUACUUACUUAUAAUAGAGAUUAGAUAUACGUAAAUGAAAGGAAGAAAUAAAAGAUAUUAA
Pieris napi is the source of this 8038-nucleotide messenger RNA. RefSeq lists its product as uncharacterized. The record is from RefSeq and is a predicted model, not a curated record. Gene Ontology annotation, cellular component: membrane. Gene Ontology annotation, molecular function: protein-containing complex binding; monoatomic ion channel activity. The transcript has 26 exons. The coding region runs from base 772 to 6195 and encodes 1807 amino acids. Gene Ontology annotation, biological process: transmembrane transport; monoatomic ion transport. Lineage: Eukaryota; Metazoa; Arthropoda; Insecta; Lepidoptera; Pieridae.